GCGCCCUUCUCGCCCCGGCCGCCCGCGCGGCGCCGCGCACUGACUGCGGCCGGCGUCGCCAUGGUGCGCGGCAGGGUGUCGCGGCUCGCGGUCAGCGACGUGCGCUUCCCCACGUCGCUGGGGGGCCACGGCUCGGACGCCAUGCACACAGACCCCGACUACUCGGCUGCCUAUGUCGUCAUAGAGACAGAUGCGGACGAUGGACUCAAGGGAUAUGGAAUUACCUUCACUCUGGGAAAAGGCACUGAAGUUGUUGUCUGUGCUGUGAAUGCUCUCGCCCACCAUGUGCUUAACAAGGACCUCAGGGACAUUGUUGGUGACUUCAGAGGCUUCUACAGGCAGCUCACAAGUGAUGGGCAGCUCAGAUGGAUUGGUCCAGAGAAAGGCGUGGUGCAUCUGGCAACGGCGGCUGUUCUCAACGCGGUGUGGGACCUGUGGGCCAAGCAGGAGGGAAAGCCUCUCUGGAAGUUGCUUGUGGACAUGGACCCUAGGACGCUGGUGUCCUGCAUAGAUUUCAGGUACAUCACCGACGUCCUGACUGAGGAGGAUGCCUACGAAAUACUGCAGAAAGCUCAAGUUGGUAAAAAGGAAAGAGAGGAGCACAUGCUGACACGUGGCUACCCUGCCUACACGACGUCGUGUGCCUGGCUGGGGUACUCAGAUGACACGCUGAAGCAGCUCUGCAAGGAGGCGCUGAGGGAUGGCUGGACUAGGUUUAAGGUGAAGGUCGGUGCCGAUGUGCAGGACGACGUGCGGAGAUGCCGACUCAUCAGAGACAUGAUUGGACCAGACAAAACUUUGAUGAUGGAUGCCAACCAACGCUGGGAUGUGCCCGAGGCAGUGGAGUGGAUGUCCAAGCUGGCCGAGUUCAAGCCCCUCUGGAUUGAGGAGCCAACCUCCCCCGAUGACAUUCUGGGGCAUGCUGCCAUCUCCAAGGCAUUGGUCCCGUUAGGAAUUGGCGUUGCCACAGGAGAGCAGUGCCACAAUAGAGUGAUAUUUAAGCAACUCCUACAGGCAAACGCCCUGCAGUUCCUCCAGAUUGACAGCUGCAGACUGGGAAGUGUCAAUGAAAACCUCUCAGUAUUACUGAUGGCCAAAAAGUUUGAAAUUCCCGUUUGCCCCCACGCUGGUGGAGUUGGCCUCUGUGAACUGGUCCAGCACUUGAUCAUAUUUGACUACAUAUCCGUCUCUGCAAGCCUUGAAAACAGGAUGUGUGAGUAUGUCGACCACCUGCAUGAACAUUUCAAGUACCCUGUGAGGAUCCGGCAGGCUUCCUACAUGCCUCCAAUGGAUGCUGGCUAUUCAACAGAAAUGAAGGAGGAGUCUGUAAAGAAACACCAGUAUCCAGAUGGUGAAGUUUGGAAGAAACUACUUGCUGCUCAGAAAAAUUAAAGUGAAAAGGCUUGGCUAGGGGAGGGGGGCAUGGGCAAUAUAAGUAACCUUAACACUUGUACCCCCAUAAUACGCUAAAAAAUUUUUAAAAAGGCUUGGCUAUAUUUUUUUUCUAUUUUUGUAAAACUAUCCUGCCAAUCAAGUUCAGCUGAAAGCCAUAUUAACCUCAGGACUCAGGUCAGUAAUCAUUAUUACUUGAUUCUUUUAGCAAAUCAAUACGUCUUCUCCUAUUUAAUCCUUAAACUUAGAUUUAACUACCCCUAUGUCCAGGAAAACGUUCUUACAAAAUUACUGUCCAAGUGCUGGCACCCAGACAUUAAACUAUACUUUGAAAAUAAGCAACAUGUUGCAUAAUUUGUUGGAACAAUUCCUUAUUCUAUUUAAUACUUGUCAUAAAUUAGCAGAAUAAAAAUAGUUCUGCAGCACCAUGGGCUAUCCAGUAUGUAACAAAAAGGGAAAAAAUUUUCCACUAAUUAAUAUUGAAGUGGUUUAGCAUCUUCUUCUUGCUCAGUCUAAGCAUAUUAGAGACUUCACACCAUACUGAUGCUAAAAAGGGCAAAAUGUUAUUUCAUAGACUCUUUUAUAGCCCUUAAAAAACUGUCCUUAACAGUCAUUAUAUUUUAGUGAUAAAUUGCAGCUAGAAUGAGAUGAGUCAUAGAAAAAUAGGGCAAAAUGUAGUAUAGUCAGCAUUUCUAAAAUAUAUCCAAACCAGAAUAC
This is a messenger RNA of Microcebus murinus (gray mouse lemur), 2109 nucleotides long. It is a transcript of the gene ENOSF1, whose product is annotated as enolase superfamily member 1. Gene Ontology annotation, biological process: carbohydrate catabolic process; amino acid catabolic process. The record is from RefSeq and is a predicted model, not a curated record. NCBI's taxonomy places the organism in Eukaryota, Metazoa, Chordata, Mammalia, Primates, Cheirogaleidae. Gene Ontology annotation, molecular function: L-fuconate dehydratase activity; magnesium ion binding.